Molecule: messenger RNA, 591 nt
Organism: Camelina sativa (false flax)
Lineage: Eukaryota; Viridiplantae; Streptophyta; Magnoliopsida; Brassicales; Brassicaceae
Source: RefSeq, a predicted model, not a curated record
AUGAAUCCUCUGACAGAAGCUCCUCCUUCCCCAGCCUCAACCGCUCCUCCUUCACCAGCCUCAACCGCUCCUCCUCCACCAGCCUCAACCGCUUCUCCUACUCCAGCGACAAUCACAUCCCCUCAGCCGGUAGCAAUGGAUGAAGUAACUCCUCUUCAUUCACCAUCUGAAAUCUCUCCUCCUCCGCCAGUUGCAAAUUCUCCUCCUCGACCAUCAUCAAACGAAGAACAAUUGAAUUCUCCUUGGCUACCACAGGUUGAUGAAGAAGAUGCAGAAUCUGGAGAAGAGGUUGGUGAAGAAGCUGGUGAAGCUUUAGCAGAAGAGGUUGAUGAAGAAGAUGCAGAAUCUGGAGAAGAGGCUGGUGAAGAAGAUGAAGCAGAAGAAGUUGAUGAAGAAGAUGCAGAAUCUGGAGAAGAGGCUAGUGAAGAAGAUGAAGCAGAAACUAGAGAAGAGGCUGAUGCUAUAAGCGAUGACUGGACGUUGCAGGCUUGUAUUAAGAAGAUGAAGAGAAUAUGCCAACCUUCAAAAUACUUGAAGAGUCCGUAUACAAAGGGAAAGAGGGGAAAGAAGAAAGAUGAACCUGCAAAGUGA